This is a messenger RNA of Myxocyprinus asiaticus (Chinese sucker), 6390 nucleotides long. RefSeq lists its product as uncharacterized. Lineage: Eukaryota; Metazoa; Chordata; Actinopteri; Cypriniformes; Catostomidae. The transcript has 56 exons. Gene Ontology annotation, molecular function: GTP binding; extracellular matrix structural constituent. Gene Ontology annotation, cellular component: microtubule. The record is from RefSeq and is a predicted model, not a curated record. Gene Ontology annotation, biological process: microtubule-based process. The coding region runs from base 1 to 5481 and encodes 1826 amino acids.
AUGGCCUGGAGUAAGGUACCUCUGCUCUUACGUGGAUUUCUCCUGCUGGUUCUAUGUAGACCCUCCCUUCAAGGAGGAGUUUACUUACCAGCUGGUGCAGGGGGUGGAACUGGAGCUGGAUUAGGGGCUGGGGUUGGACCUGGAGCUGCAAUUGGAACUGGUCCAGGAGGUGGACUUGGUGGUGGAAUCGGAGGUGUUGGGCCAGGAGUUGGUCCUGGGGGAGCUGGAACAGGAUUAGGUCUAGUUGCUGGCGGUCUUGGAACAGGGCCAGGAACUGGAAUUAGACCUGGAACUGGAAUUGGUGGAAUUCCUGGUUUCAAACCAGGAAAGACAGGAGGCUAUGGAAGUGGUCUUUUAGGCCCUGGGGGACAAGGUGCUGGACUGGGUGCUGGAGGUCUUCGACCUGGAGUACCAGGGGGAGUUGGACCUGGUGGUUAUGGGGCUGGUCCAGGUGUAGGUGGUCUAGGAGUUGGAGGACUAGGUACAGCAGGUCUUGGCGUUGGAGGGUUAGGCACUGGAGGCCUUGGAUCAGGGUCCAUUGUCAAGCCACCUAAGACAGGAGCAUAUGGAGGUCAGCCUGAAAUUGGACCAGGUGGUGCAGGUGUUGUCCCUGGAACUGGCUGGCUUGGAACACAUGGAAUAGUUAGUCCAGCUGGUACUGGUCCAAUAAGUCCAGCAGGCACUGGACCUGGUGGUAUAGGACCUGUUGGAAUAGGACCUGGAGGUGUCAGACCUGGAGGGAUUGGUCCUGGUGCUGGUUUUGGAACUGGUGGCCUUGGAACAGGUGCUGGUGGAAAACCUCCUAAACCAGGAUAUGGGGGUCAAGCUAUUCCAGGAACUCUUGGAACUGGAGGUCUUGCUGGUGGUCUUGGAGGCCUUGGACUCAGGCCAGGAGGUGCUGGUGGCCUUGGAGGUUUAGUACCCGGUGGUGGAGUUGGAAUUAGUCCUGGGACUGCUGGUGGCAUAGGCACAGGUGUUCCUGGACAAAGAAUUGGUGGGAAACCUGGAAAACCAGGAUAUGGUGGUGCAAGUCUAGGCACUGGUCUGGGUGCUGGUGGGUUAAGCCCUGCCGGUGUGGGCACAGGCAUUGGAGGGCUUGGCCCUGGUGGAGUUGGUCCAGGAGGAGCUGGAAGAGGUCUAGGUGGAAAGCCCCUCAAAACAGAUUAUGGAGGCCUUGGUGGUUAUGGCCCACGGGGUGUCAGCCCUGGAGGAAUAGGGCCUGGAGGGGUUGGAACAGGUGGUAUUGGACCUGGUGGAGUUGGACCAGUUGGAGUUGGACCAGUUGGAGUUGGACAAGGUGGAGUUGGAACUGGUGGCAUUGGACCAGGUGUCUUGAGUCCAGGUUAUGGUGGGCCUGGUGGCUUUGGUAGUGCACCAUUGGGAACAGGAAGUCUUGGAGCAGGAGAUCCAAGGCUUGGUGCUAGUCUAUUUGGACCUGGAGGUGCUGGGACAGGUUACCCAACAGGCUUUGGUGGAUAUGGUGGCCUGGGAGGUCUUUAUCCUGGAGCCGGAGGGGGUGGUCAGAAACCACCAAAACCAGGAGAUGGAGGACAAGCAGUUGGUGGAAUUGGAUUGGGUCCUGGUGGUGUAGGAGUUGGUACAGAUGGUGCAGGAAUAGGUCCAGGUGGUGCAAGAGUCAGUCCUGGGGGUGUGGGUGUUGGGCCUGGAGGUGUAGGAAUUGGACCUGGUGGAACCGGAGUUGGACUUGGAGCAGCAGGGGUUGGGCCUGGUGGAGCACCUUUUCUACCUCAAACUGGAUUAUCAGUAGCUGGAACUGGGACAGCUACUGGUAGCAAAGUUGGAAAGACUGGGAAGGCACCAGUGCCAGGUAUUGGAAUUCCUGGGCUAUAUCAAGGGGGCAUUGUUCCUGGACAAGGUUUUGGUGGUAGAGGUGUUCUGCCAGGUGUAGCCACAGGAUCUCAAACAGGUCAGCUUGGUCAAGGUGCACUCGGAUCCAAUGGAGGCCGUGGAGGCUUUGGUCAACAAUUACCAGGCGUAUUCCGUGGAUAUCCCCUAAUAUUACCUAAGCCUGGAGGUACAAACUCUGCAAAGUCUCAGGCUAAAGCUGCCAAGUAUGGGGCCGGUGGUGUACCAGGUGCAGGCGGUGUACCGGGCAUAGGUGGUGUACCAGGUACAGGUGUGUUACCUGGCAUAGGUGGUGUGCCAGGUGCAGGUGGUGUAACGGGCAUAGGUGGUGUACCAGGUACAGGUGUAUUACCUGGCAUAGGUGGUGUACCAGGUGCAGGUGGUGUUCCAGGCACAGGUAGUGUGCCAGGCGCAGGUGGGGUUCCAGGCACAGGUGUUGUUCCAGGAGCAGGUGGUGUACCAGGUGCUGGAGUCAUUCCUGGGGCUGGAGGUGUAACUCCUGGAAUCGUUUAUCCAGGAGCUGUUGGUACCUAUCCUGGUGGUGCUGGGGCAAAAGCUCGGAAGUAUGCUUUAGCAACAGGAACUGGUGGACUUGGAGCUGGUGUAGUUCCUGGCUCUGGUUUGGGAGUGGGUGGUCUUGGAACUGGUGGGCCCCUAGGUUCUGGUUUAGGAGCAGGUGGUCUUGGAACUGGUGGGCCCCUAGGUUCUGGUUUAGGAGCAGGUGGUCUUGGAACUGGUGGGCCCCUAGGUUCUGGUUUAGGAGCAGGCGGUCUUGGAACUGGACUUGUAGCUGAUACUGGAGGAUAUGCUGCAGCCAAAGCACGAAAAUAUGCUCAGCUUGGAAGUUCUGGUGGGACUUUAGGUACUGGAGGCUUAGCCGAUGGUGGUCUAGGUGGACUACCUGGUGGUGGAGUUGGAACUGGUGGACUACCUGGAGGUAGGAUUGGUGGCUUACCUGCUAGAGGAGCUGGUGCACUACCUGGUGGUGGAUUUGGUAGUCUCCCUGGUGGUGGGGGUUUUGGAUGGCUCCCUGGCUCUGGAACUGGAUAUGGAGCAGAGGCAAAAGCUCACAAAUAUGGUCAACUUGGAGGUGCUGGUUUAGGCCCAGGCAGUGGAUUUGCUGGAGGUAUUCCAGGUGGAUUACCGGGUGCUGGUGUGGGACCAGGUGGGGCAGGUGUUGGAGUUGGAGGCUAUAGACCAGGAACAGGAGAUCUACAAGGAACUGGAACUGGACAAGGGGGUAUUCCUGGUUUGGGCUAUGGACCAGGAGGUGUGCCUGGUGGUGGCCUUGGACCUGGAGGCUACGUUGGGGCCAAAGCUCUCAAAUAUGGUGUUCCUGGUGGAGUUGGUGGAACAGGAUUGCCUGGAGGGUUAGGAGGGACACUUGGUAGUGGAACAUUGCCAGGUGUUGGAGCUGGUGGAGCUGGUGGAGGGACACCAGUCAGUGGUUAUGGACCAGGAGGUGUACCUGUUGGUGGCUAUGGACCAGGAGGUGUACCUAGUGCAGGAUAUGGACAUGGCUCUGGAGUAUAUCCAGGUGGACCUAAAGCUCUAAAAUAUGGUCCCGGUGUAAGUGUAGGGGCACCAGGACUUGGUCUGCAGACUAGGGUAGGAACAGGUCCAAUUGCAGGACUUGGAAUAGGAGCAGGGCCAGUUGGUGGUUAUGGUCCAUGGACUGCAGGAGGUGUAGCAAGUGGUUUACCUGGUUCUGGUGGAGCUCUAGGAGCAGGAGGUGUACCAGGAGCUGGAACAGGAGUUGGAGGGCUUGGAGGAGGUCUUGGGACUGGGUCUGGACUUGGAGGAGUUCCAGGUGGAGUGCCGCUAGCUGGAUAUGGGGGGUAUGGAGGUUAUUGGGGUGCACAGAAACCACCUAAAUAUGGACAGCCAGGUGGUGGGGCUGGAAGCGUGCCAGUUGGAUCAGUACCAGGAACAGGUGCAAUUGGGGCCACAGGAACUGGGGUACCAGGUGUCACAGGAGGUGUGCUUGGAGGAACCGCAGUUCCAGGUAGUGCAGUUGCCACCGCAGAUCGUGCAGCAAGUUCUAAACCUGGAAUAGAUGGUGAUGCAGUGACUGGCAGCACUGAUGGUGGAACUCGUGGUGCUGGAGAAGAUCAAGGUGGAAUAAAAGCUCCAAAGAGUGAAUCUGGAGGGCCAAUAGAGGGAUCAGGUGGGUCCACUGGAGGUGGCCCGAGUGAAGGUGUUACUGUUGGGCCCAUUGAUGUUGACAGACUUCAUGGAGUUACUGGGACCGGAAUACCAAUCUUAGCUGGAGCAAAACCAGGCAUUGGAGGUGGUGCCAUUGCUGGACGUGGAGAUACGCCAGGUACUAUUGAAGGAGGACUUGGAAGUGUAGGUGUAGGUCCAGGUGGGGUUGGUGGAGGGCCAGGUGUAUCAGCAGGAGUAGGCGGGGUUCCAGGAGGAGUAGGUGGGGUUCCAGGAGCAGUAAGCGGAGUUCCAGAAGGAGUAGGCGGGGUUCCUGGAGGAGUAGGCGGGAUUCCAGGAGCAGUAGGCGGGGUUCCAGGAGGAGUAGGCGGGGUACCUGGAGGAGUAGGCGGAGUUCCAGGAGGAGUAGGCGGAGUUCCAGGAGGAGUAGGCGGGGUUCCAGGAGGAGUAGGUGGAGUUCCAGGAGGAGUUGGUGCUGGACCAGGAGGAGUUAAACCUUCUAAAGUUUAUGGUAGCGCAGGUGGAACAGGAGGAGUGGGUGGAGCUGGACUUCUGCCUGGAGGUGGUGGUCUGCUACCAGGAGGUAUAGGCGCAGGAGUUGGAGCACAGAAACCAGGCAAAAGUUAUGGUGGAGUUGGAAGUUUAGGAGCUGGUGGUAUCCUGCCAGGGACUGGUCUCAGAUUUCCAAGUGGGGCUGCAGUGGGCAGCAAACCAGGAAAAGUUUAUGGGGCAGCAGGUGGGCUUGGUGGCCCAGGCAGAUAUGGAGCAGGACCUGGUGGCUAUGGGGCUGGACCAGGUGGAUACGGUGGAGGACCAGGUGGUGCUGGUGGACUUGGAGGGACCGGACUUGGUGGCUAUGGAGGAGCUGGAACACUAGGUGGGGCUGGAAGAGGAGGUAUUGGUGGAGGUCCUGGAGCCAUUAAUGGCGGUCUGGGCUUUGGACCAGGAGGUGUUGGGGGAGGUCCUGGAGGACUCGGUGGAGGUCCCAGAUAUCCAGGUGCAGGUCUGGGAGCUGGAGCUUGGAAGCCUGGAAAAUCCGGGUAUGGCGGUGUAGGUGGAGCUGGAAGUGUGGGAGGUCUUGGAGGAGUCGGUGGGGGUCCAGGAAGUCUAGGAGGAGGUCCUGGACGCCCAGUAGGAACAGGUGGAGUUCUCAGGUACCCAGGAGGAGCAGGAACUAAACCAGGUUUUGGCACAGGUGCAUUGAGUGGUCAAGGUUAUCAGCCAGGUGGUGUAGUGCCAGGAUAUGGAACUGGUGUUGGUCCUGGCGGUGGAUAUCAACAAGCAUAUCCAGGCUAUGGAGGUACUGGUGCGGGGGGACCUGGAACCGCACCACUUACACCUCAACAAUCAAAAGCAGCCAAAUAUGCAGCUCUUCAAGGCUUUCUAGGUGCAGGAGGCUACAGAGGGGGCGCAGGAUGUCAAGGCAAAUACUGCGGAAGGAGAAGGAAGUGAGAUUCCAGCGGAAAGAUGUGACCUCAUAAACAAGUGGUGCUACUGCCUGAUCUCAAAUGCACUUUUUUUUUUUUUUUUUUUUUUUUUUUUUUACAGUUGAUUAAAAAAGUGCCUCGUAUAAUAUGUGAGAGAGAUUUGCAACAUUAAGUAUUUUUUACCUAUAUGAUUAUGUGUGACCUGAACAGGUGUGAUGUGAACCUCACAGGGCACUCUUUGCACUGCCUACGGUCCCUUUACUUAUUAACCAUGUCACUAUAAAUUUCCUUUACAAAUGAUAAUGUUUAAUCAAGUUUUCCCAAAUCAGUUAAUGUUACAUUCUAACACAUAUUAAACCCAGCUUUGCAUAACAUUAUGGUUGGGUGAGUUGCUCACACUCAUUUCAGUAGCUGUAUAUUCAGACAUAUGUCAUCUUGGGACGUGUCGCUGCUAUUUCAGGAUGAACUGUGUCAGUGGAGGAAGCAGUGUCAUUAAGCUACUGUACUGUAUAUGUUUUAGCCACCUUUUCAAACACUAUGCACUUCUCUCUGCUAUUAUAAAGUAAAAGAGGCCUCCUCUCUUUACAACUGUUUGCGUAUGAGUGCAUGACUCAUUUAAUUUUAUAGUUUUUUUUUUUUUCAAGAGCUUCAUACGGUGAAAUAAGUCAUACAAAGAAAUGGGAUGCAAAAUCGUUGUCUUUUUGUAACUGCUGCAUUUGACAGUACCGGCUGAGACAGUUUAUAAGUACUGAGGAUUACAAGCUGUCUUCAAAGAUACCUCAGGAACUUGAAGCAGUUUCUUUUAUUCUGACCCUAGUAAAACCUUGUUUGUUUAAUGUUUUAAAUUAUGUUAAAGGGAUAGUUCACACAAAAAUGAAAAUUCUCUCAUCAUUUAAUCACCCUCAUGCCAUCCCAGAUGUGUAUGACUUUCUGU